AUCAGCCCGCAUCCCGCACCCGCAACCCCAUACAGCCCCUCGCCAUGCCGCCUCGACUGUGCGCAGCCUUCUCGCUGCUGUCCAUUGCGCCCAAGCCAGCAGUCACGCCCGUCAGGCCAUUUCUCGUCCCCGCCCAGCAGCGAUGCGCGUCCAUCCUGUCGGCGCUCUCGGACAACAAGGGCGCCUACAACAAGAAGAUCCGCCGCGGCCGUGGGCCGGCCUCGGGCAAGGGAAAGACGGGAGGGCGUGGUCAGAAGGGUCAGCAUGCGCACGGAAAGGUGCCCGCGGGCUUCGAGGGUGGCCAGACGCCUGAGAGCAUUACAAGGCCGGAGAGGGGGAGGGGCGUGUACAAUCCAUUCAAAGUUGAAAUGUCGCCCAUCAACCUCGACCGGAUACAAUCGUGGAUCGACCAGGGCCGCCUCGACCCCUCGAAGCCCAUCACCAUGAAGGAACUGCACAAGUCGCGCUGUCUGCACGGCGUCAAGCGACACGGCGUGAAGCUGCUGGCACGAAACCCUGAGCAACUGACGUCUCCGAUACACAUAGUCGUGUCCCGCGCCUCCGCCGAAGCAAUAGCCCGCAUCGAAUCCCUCGGCGGCAGCGUCACGACCCGCUUCUACUCCCCAACAAGCAUCAAGCGUGUGCUACGCGGCGACUCCCACCCCACCAUCUCGCUGCAAUCGCCGCCGUCUCUGAUAGCGCUGGCAUCGACGUCCAACGCCAACUUGAUCCCCUCUCCCAUACUGUCCGCCCUUGAAUCCGCCCCGGAAGAAAACAAAAAGGACGCCCUGAUCGCCGUCAUGAAGCAUGUCAACCAGCAAUUCAAGUACAGGCUACCCGACGCAACGGCGAGAAAGGACAUUGAAUACUACCGGGACCCCGCCCACAGGGGCUAUCUCAACUACAUGGUCAAGGACGGCGAGAGCCCGAGUUUGUUCUUCAAACCGCCAGGCGAGGCCAAGGAUCGAAAGAAGCAGAGUGCCAGGCGCGACGCGGCCAAGGCUAGUGCUGACAACCGUUUGUUCUAGUUGUUGUGCUGAGUUGGAUUGGCGGGAGGGAGCCUGGUGUAUGUCUCAUGUAACUGUACACACAUCUAUAGGUCUUAACAAGACCUCGAUAUUGCGAAUAGCAAGGCCUGGUGCAGGCGAUGCAUUGGGAAGGUGGUUUUGCAAACUCGUUUGCUCCUUGUCCGUUGUGAUAGCGGAAUUCCUUGUGAUAUUGCAUCCAGACUGUGUGUUGUGAGCUGAACCACGCACGGUGCUACAAGUAAUGCAUCUUCUCGUCCGGUAAUGGAAGAACAACGUUCAAGACACUAUACCCCAAUGCACAAACUUCAGACCGGUAUAUACACAUGCCACACCCUCAGGAAACAGAGUUCGACGCAGCGUCAGCCACUUGUGUGACAGAUACGGGUACUUGUCGUAAGCACUACAAUCAACAUAUAUGUAUACUCCCAAUCAAGCAAUGCAUCAAGCUGUGAGUUACAAAGCUGACCCGUGUAUCUAAUAUG
This is a messenger RNA of Dothidotthia symphoricarpi CBS 119687, 1510 nucleotides long. Its product is annotated as ribosomal protein L15. Gene Ontology annotation, biological process: translation. Gene Ontology annotation, cellular component: mitochondrial large ribosomal subunit. Gene Ontology annotation, molecular function: structural constituent of ribosome. The transcript is spliced from 3 exons. Bases 45 to 1028 code for a protein of 327 amino acids. The record is from RefSeq and is a predicted model, not a curated record. NCBI's taxonomy places the organism in Eukaryota, Fungi, Ascomycota, Dothideomycetes, Pleosporales, Dothidotthiaceae.